Molecule: messenger RNA, 912 nt
Organism: Lactuca virosa
Lineage: Eukaryota; Viridiplantae; Streptophyta; Magnoliopsida; Asterales; Asteraceae
Source: the annotation of a GenBank genome assembly
AUGGCGAGAAUCACUUCCAUCCUCUUCUUCAAGCUCAAACAUCAAACUCUCUUCUCCUCCACCUCCUUAUUCCGCCACCACCUCCCACCGUUAACCGUCCCCAUUCCACCCACACCCCCAAACGAAUCCUUCUUUUUCCGACUCUUCAACAGCACCACCACUACUUCCUCUCAACAAACAACCACCCCAAAGCGCAACACCAAGGUAAACUUCUCACUCUCCGACUCCGAAUCCGACGAUGAUUCCCAAUCGCCACCAACGCCAGCCGUGAAAGAGAUCGACAAGAGGAAGCUACCGCCACCGUACGACCCAUUUAAGAAAACCCCAGUAAUCCAAGAACCCGAUGACCCCACAAAUCUCCAGGAAGUGUUUCACAAAAUACGCACAGACGGGCUCAACGAUAGUGCAGUCAAGAUGUUCGACGGAUUGUCUAAUGACGGACUCACCCACGAAGCGCUUGAAUUGUUUUCCCAGAUCAAAGAUAAAGGCCAGAUGCCGGACGUAGUGGCGCACACGGCUGUUAUCGAAGCGUACGCCGCCGCUGGUAAAGCUAAAGAAGCCCUGAAGGUAUAUACGCGCAUGCUUGCUUCCGGCGUCCUGCCCAACGCCUACACUUACACGGUGUUGAUCAAGGCGCUGGCGGGGUCCGGCGACCAGAAACUGUUGGGGGAAGCGAAGAAGUAUUUUGUGGAGAUGAUGGGGAAGGGGAUUAGACCGAAUCCGGCGACAUGUGUGGCGGUUAUGGAGGGGUUUGUGAAGGGAGGAAAGGAAGAAGAAGGUAGAGAAAUGGUGGUGAAGAUGAAGGCUCUUGGAAUGGCUCCUGAUGAAAAGGGUGUGAGGGAGAUUUUGAAGAACAAAAGAGGUCAGGUUUUUCGAUCAGUUAUCAACAUUUUAUUUGAAAAGCUGAAAUGA